Molecule: messenger RNA, 4192 nt
Organism: Phycodurus eques (leafy seadragon)
Lineage: Eukaryota; Metazoa; Chordata; Actinopteri; Syngnathiformes; Syngnathidae
Product: zinc finger and SCAN domain-containing protein 2-like
Exons: 3
Coding region: 1035-2804 (589 amino acids)
Biological process (GO): negative regulation of transcription by RNA polymerase II
Molecular function (GO): DNA-binding transcription repressor activity, RNA polymerase II-specific
Source: RefSeq, a predicted model, not a curated record
CGGCCGCACUUAGUCGCUGAUUGAGCAGCGCCUUCAGCAUUUCUACUUUGCACAUUUUUCACCCACUUGCAACUCACUUGCUCACUUCCGCGUCUUUGUUCGCAGCUAGCGAGCUAAAGCUAAGCUUAAACCAACCGGAGAAGCUUCAAAGUGCACCGAGACCGCACGAAUUGUACCAGCCAGCCGGUCAGUCAACUUUACUGGCGGAAACGCCGACUGCCUGCCCGGACGUGCUGCGUCGAGGGUUCUUCGUGCGUCGAGUAAUCCAACAAGUUUAUUAGAAAAACGUUGGACGAGGCUUGUUUUCGGGGCAGUGACGUCAUCGCCGACGCAGGCUCAUCCCGCUCCUUUGAUCUUCAAAGACAUCAAAGUGUCGACAUGUUGUUUGAUGUAGUCGUCCUAGCUAAUCACAUUUGGAAUAUGACUAUCAAAGACAAAUUGAAUUCUAUCCAAGACACGUGACCAACUGAUUCUUUUAAUUCGAGUUAGAGAUUGCCCUUUUUUAAUUUUGGUAUUUAUUUAUUUUUGACUUCCGGUAGACCAGAAACGGUUAAUACGUUCUACUGCCUCCGUCAGAUGUGGAAGUGUUAUUACAAUCUUGACAUAUUUAUUUGCAAUGCAUGUCCACAAAUCUUUUUUUUUUAAACUGUUAAUCAGAUUUGCCGUCCAAGCAGUGACCCACUUGAACACGAGAAAAAUGAAUAAAAUACAAAUUCUGAAAAAUGUGUGAUGACAGUGGUUUUUUUAAAGCGCAAAAACAAGCCAUUUGAACAUUGUCGUACACUGUGAUUCGUUGUAAUGACACUCCACGCCUGAUGAUGAUAGUACUGCACCAAAAUCCACGAGCUUUUUCUCCUCUACCGGAACUAAAUAAUAAAAAAAAGACGACGAAACAAAAAGAAAGUACAUGAACGCGAGGUUGUUCAUUGUGCUCGUUGAACUUCAUUUUUAUGCUUCUUCGUAUAUCUUAGCUUGGCAAAAUUAGGUAACACAUCGCUAAGCAGAGAUAUAGAUAAGUACAAGUGUGUGAGAAAAUGUGUAAAGUGGAAAUGCUGAGAGCGUUGCUGAAUGCGCGACUCGGUGCGGCCGUCGAAGAAGUCGUUGGAGUUUUUCAAAGGACGAUCGCAGAGUACGAGGAGGAACUUGGUCGAACGAAAGAGGAGAAUGAGAGACAGCGUCGACAACUCGCCGCUGUUUCCUUGCCUCAAGUUGACUUGCACGUAACAGACAACAGUGACAAAUUUCUUCCGCCGGAGCAGCAGGAUGACCAGUCCAGGCUGUACCUUGGCUUUUGCCCAAAUUCAGCUGGGAGAGAAUGCAGUUCCACCGCGAUCUUAACGGAGAUAAGCAGUAGAGAAAAGGGAUGGAUGGAUGAGCAGCUGAAGUGGAACUUCAGGUUGGAGCAGGAGGAGUUGGAACCCCACCAAGUUAAAGAGAUAGACUUGACUGCCGAUAUCACCAAAUGUCCACUGACUGGUGUCCCUGUGAAGACUGAAGACAGUGGUCCGAGGUUGCAGCUUCAUCCCGGUCAAAGUGAGGAAAAAAGAUGGGCGGAACUUCCUAGCAGCAACUCAAGGCAACACAUGACAACAGAAGGUUAUGGAGACCACUGUGGAGGAUUACAAGCCGAGAGCCUCUUAGCUUCACGAUCAGAUCGUGACAAUAGAACGCCGUACUCUAAAGACGAAAAUGAAGAACAUCUUGCCCCAGAGCAGCAGGAUGACCAGUCCAGGGUGUAUCCCGCCUUUAGCCAAAAGUCUGCUGGGACAGGCUGUGACUCACCCACCACCUUUAUGAGGAUAAGUGGUAUAGAAAAUGGGUGGAUGGGUGAGCAGCAGAAGUGGAACUUCGGGUUGGGGCAAGAGGAGCCAGAGACACCCCACGUCAAAGAGGAAGAGAACGCUACCGUUAUCACCAACUGUUCGCUGACCAGUGUCGCUUUGAAGACAAACGAUAAUGACGACAAGGGUCUGAGGUCCCAGCUUCAUCCCAGGCAAAGUGAGGAGAACAGAUGGGCCGAGCCCCCGGGCAGCAGCUCAACGCAAUGCAUGAAAACAGAAGACGAUGGAGACCGAUGUGGAGGCUCACGAGGGGACGGCCUCUUAACUCCGGUCUCGCUUGACACUGUUGAUGAACACUCUCAAGGUGAUGUGACCUGCCACAACGACAACACACACUGGAAAUGUUCUCAGUGUGGGGAAACUUUUGGUGCCAAGAAAAAUCUAAGAAGACACAUGAUGCUCCACACGGGAGACCAGCCUCUCCGUUUCUCUCAUUCCAAAAUAGUCUCUACAAAGGGACAUUUGAUAACGCAUGCAAAAGCACACACUGGAAAGAAACCACAUUUCUCUAUUCGUGAUCAUUCAGCAUCGAUUAAUGGCAAGAAAAAAAACAAUGGUGGUGAGAAACCAUUUAAGUGCUCAGUGUGCAGUCAAACAUUUUCACAAAAGCCAAAUUUGAAGACACACAUGAGAAUACACACUGGAGAGAAGCCUUUUGCCUGCUCAGUGUGUGAUGCUAGAUUCACUCAAAAGAUUAGUUUAACACAUCACCUCAGAACACACACCGGUGAGAGACCAUUUUCCUGCUCUGUGUGCAAAAGUAGUUUUGCUUGUCCUGGGACACUUUGGAGGCACAUGAAAUUGCACACUCGAGUCAAACCAUUUGUCUGUCCGAAUUGUGGUCAAAGAUUUACUCGGAAAGAUUAUCUUAACAGACACAAGUGUGCUGGUGUCGCUGAUAAUGUUGGGAUUCACUGGCCUGAUUUUGGUGCAGCCAGUGCCGGUUCAGUUCCCACUCAGUGACACUUUGAAUGUUUGUCACCACGAUUGUGAUUAGCGGUUAAGGAAAUAAAAUGGAAGUGUCCUGGUAAGAAAUGAAACUUUAGGAUUUUAAAUAAUCUGAAUACUUUGAGCGAGCCGAGUCAGUAGUACGUCUGCCUCACAGUUCUGAGGUUCUGGGUUUGAAUCUCAGCUCCAGUCUUUUUGUGUGGGGUUCUCCCUGUCCUUGCAUGGGAUUUACAUAAUUUACCUUUUUUUUUUUUUAAUGGUUUGUAUACAAAUACUGUAGUUAUGUCUCUGAAGUGCCUGUCCACCCAUCAAGUGUGAAAUUAAAAAAAAAUCCAAGUGAAUCCUUUGUUAUUUACAUAUUUCUGAAACUGUGUGAGUGACAAUAACUGCCCCUCACCAAGUUUCUCUGCUUAUGACUGGGCACCUGGAGAAGUACAAAGAGCCAGAAGCCACGGUUGGACGACACUGUUUGAUACUACGGGUCUGUCUCCGUCAAGUGGAUGUGUGUCUCUGUUUUUAUGACGUGUCUUGUUCCAAUGACGUCUUGGGAUGAGAUUUACAAAAUUCGUUAUAUUGUAGAAAUACAUUGUAUCCCACAGAUAUGUCAGGGGAUCUAUAUAUAUAUAUAUAAACACACGCAAAACCACAAAUACCUGUAACUAUAGUAGAACGUGAAAUGCUCAGUCAGGGAAGCAUCAGUCAUGUAAUUUUAAGGUUUUUAUUUCGAGCCCCAUCAUGAACCGUGUCAUUUGUUACUCAUACUUUUAUCUAUAAACAUUUACCUUCAUCUGUUCCAACCAGGAAAGCAUUUAUGCACGCUAGUAUCAUCUGUUUGUUGAGAUUAUUUUCCAAAUGUGGAGAAAUUGUGAGCAAAAAACAACAACAACAAAAAACAACAAUAUGGUUCAAUCCAAAAACUUUUGAAAAAGAAUGCACCUCUAAAAUCCACUAUUCCAUAGUAAUAGAAUUAAACCCAAACUAUGACAUUUUCCCCCAGAACAUUCUCAUCAAAAACACAAUGUAGACUUUCACCAAUGUUUGCACUUUUAAAUAGAAUGCAAUAUUCAAUCUUAGUGUGUGAGUGAACACACACUAAGAUUGAAUAUUACGUUCUAUUGCACUGUAUUUUCACCUGUGAAGACAGUAUUUCAUCACUACACGGCGAUCAAGUAUGUGCAAAUCUUUGCAUCCAACAAAACUCAACGCAGGUCUGCUUACCUUUUGGAUUUGACAUGAUAGAUUCUUAAACAGUGUAGUCCAACCAUGGUUUCUGGAUCUUCACCUAGCCCGGCUUCAAGUCACAGGUGUAGAAAUGCAAAAGGGCUCUCUCAUAGACACAUUUUCAGAAACAGCUAAAGCAAGAUUUAUAUGGUUGUUUUUUCACACUUGACGAGUGGACAGGC